This is a messenger RNA of Necator americanus (New World hookworm), 258 nucleotides long. RefSeq lists its product as uncharacterized. The transcript has a single exon. Bases 1 to 258 code for a protein of 85 amino acids. The record is from RefSeq and is a predicted model, not a curated record. NCBI's taxonomy places the organism in Eukaryota, Metazoa, Nematoda, Chromadorea, Rhabditida, Ancylostomatidae.
AUGGUCCGUCUCGAUUCAGCGAAUGAUCGUCUGGAAGCGAAGCAAACGACAGCGAGUGCCGAUAGAAGUCCGGAGAGGGAGGCGAAGAUGAAUGCCGUACUUUUCCAAGCGAAACGAUGCGCAGCACAUGGAUGGACACCACAUAAAAUUCGUUCGUUAAGGAAUCAAAUCACAAAGAACGAGUCAUGGAGCCUCGGCUCCUCACAAAGAGGCUCGCCGCCGCCUCUCAGUCAAUCCUCGCAUAAACAUCGGCCAUAA